ACCGGCAGAUUUAUCAAGUUGCGAAAUACAAUUGGGAGCUUAAUUCAAAUAUGUCCGAUUUGGAGCCGGAAAAUGAAGAAAAGUUGGCGGAACAGGAGCAGCCGGAGGAACUGGAUGCCGCCAAACUGCUGGAGACCACCGCCGCUCUUCAGGAGGACGAGGAUCUGGCAAAUAUCGUGACAGCCGAGGAAUAUUUGAUGUGCAAGGAUGUGGUCCUCUUGGAAUACGAAAAACAAAUGUUUCUCGAUCAGGUUCAGGCCGAUGGUCUUCUAGUUUGCGCCAAGGGCCUGAGUUACGAACGCGUUUUGAUCAAUAUAUUAAAGGCCUACAGCGACUCGGGGAAUUUGGUACUCGUGAUCAACAGUUCCGACUGGGAGGAGAAGUAUUUCAAGUCCAAAAUGGAACCCAAAUAUGUCCACGAGGUGGCCAAUACGGCUACAGAAAGAGAGCGAGUUUAUGUGGAAGGUGGCUUGCAGUUCAUCAGCACCCGUAUCCUGGUGGUGGAUCUGCUGAAGCAGCGCAUUCCCAUCGAGCUGAUCACCGGGAUUAUUGUCCUGCGGGCGCACACCAUCAUCGAGAGUUGCCAGGAGGCGUUCGCAUUGCGGCUGUACCGGCAAAAGAAUAAAACCGGCUUCGUGAAGGCAUUCUCCAGCAGUCCGGAGGCCUUCACCAUUGGCUACUCGCAUGUGGAGCGCACCAUGCGCAAUCUGUUCGUGAAACAUUUGUACAUUUGGCCAAGAUUCCAUGCCACCGUUCGUGGCACCCUGCAGCCGUGGCAGACACAAACAAUCGAGCUGCAUGUGCCUCUCAGCCAGAGCAUGACCGCGAUUCAAACCCACAUUCUGGACAUAAUGAACUUUCUGGUGCGGGAAAUCAAGCGGAUUAAUCGCACCGUUGACAUGGAUGCGGUCACCGUGGAGAACUGUGUGACCAAGAAGUUUCAUAAAAUACUGCAGGCUCAGCUGGAUUGCAUCUGGCAUCAGCUCAAUUCACAGACCAAAUUAAUUGUGGCCGAUCUCAAGAUUCUGCGCAGUCUGAUGAUCUCCACCAUGUACCACGAUGCCGUCAGUGCAUAUGCCUUGAUGAAACGCUAUCGCAGCACGGAAUAUGCCCUAAGUAAUUCUGGUUGGACUUUAUUGGAUGCCGCCGAGCAGAUUUUUAAGCUCUCGAAACAACGUGUUUUCAAUGGACAGCAGGAAUUUGAGCCCGAACCGUGUCCCAAAUGGCAGGCUCUCACGGAUCUGCUCACCCAGGAUAUACCCGGCGAUAUGCGUCGCUGUAGGCGUACGGAACAGCCAAAAGUAUUGAUCCUCUGCCAGGAUGCACGCACGUGCCAUCAGUUAAAACAAUAUCUCACGCAAGGUGGGCCACGUUUUCUCCUCCAACAGGCCCUGCAUCAUGAGGUGCCCGUGGGCAAACUGAGCGAUAAGUAUGCCAAAGAGAGCCAAGGCAGCAGCAGCAGCCGCGAAGCUCCAUCCUCUGCAUUGAAGAAGCCCCUUAAAGAGGAGGCUUCUAGUUCUCAAACUCCUGCCGGUUUGGAUGAACUGGCUCAGCUUUUAAGCGAAACGGAGGCAGAGGGCCAGCACUUUGAGGAGAGCUACAUGCUAACCAUGACACAGCGGUUGGUGACACAGCAGGAGCCUCAAUUGGACAUUAAAUUCGAUCCAGAUAUGUCCAUUUUCGAAACCAUACCAGAACUGGAGCAAUUCGAUGUGACAGCGGCACUGGCGGCGGUGCCGCAUCAGCCGUACAUCUGUCUGCAGACCUUCAAAACGGAAUCCGAGGGUGCAAUGGCACUGGAGCACAUGCUGGAGCAACUGCAGCCGCACUAUGUGGUCAUGUACAAUACGAAUGUGACCGCCAUACGGCAGCUGGAGGUUUUUGAAGCCAGGCGUCGCCUGCCGCCUGCAGAUCGACUAAAGGUUUAUUUUCUCAUCCAUGCACGCACCGUGGAGGAGCAGGCCUAUCUGACCAGUUUGCGUCGCGAGAAAGCCGCCUUUGAGUUGAUUAUCGAUACGAAAAGUAAAAUGGUGAUACCCGAGUACCAGGACGGCAAAACCGAUGAAGCCUUCUUGCUCUUCAAGAACUAUGAUGAUGAAUUGGCUGGGGAAAAUGCCAAGAGCCGUCAGGCAGGUGGCCAGGUAUCGCAGGCACCCAAAGAGACGCCCAAAGUCAUUGUGGAUAUGCGUGAGUUUCGAUCGGAUUUGCCUUGCUUGAUUCACAAGCGCGGCCUGGAAGUGCUGCCCCUGACCAUUACGAUUGGCGACUAUAUACUUACGCCCGAUAUUUGUGUGGAACGCAAGUCGAUUUCGGAUUUAAUUGGUUCCCUGAACUCGGGCAGAUUGUACAACCAGUGUGUGCAGAUGCAACGACACUAUGCGAAACCCAUUUUACUGAUCGAAUUCGAUCAGAACAAACCGUUUCAUUUGCAGGGUAAAUUCAUGCUCUCACAGCAGACGAGCAUGGCCAAUGCGGAUAUAGUGCAGAAGUUGCAACUGCUAACGCUGCACUUUCCAAGGCUGCGACUCAUUUGGUCACCCAGUCCGUAUGCCACCGCUCAGCUUUUUGAGGAAUUGAAACUGGGCAAACCCGAACCGGAUCCCCAAAAAGCGGUGGCCGUCGGCAGUGACGAGCCAACGGCCGGCGAGCAAUUGCAUUUCAAUAGCGGCAUCUACGAUUUCCUGCUACGUCUGCCCGGCGUUCAGACGCGCAACAUACACGGGCUACUCCGGAAGGGUGGCAGCCUGCGGCAGUUGUUGCUGCGCAGCCAAAAGGAGCUGGAGGAGCUGCUGCAGUCGCAGGAGAGCGCCAAACUGCUGUACGACAUCCUGCAUGUGGCCCAUUUGCCGGAGAAGGACGAGGUGGCCGGCUCGACGGCGCUGCUGGCAGCUGGCAAGCAAUUUGGCGCCGGAUCGCAUAAUCGCUUCAGGAAGGCGGCAGCCGAAUCGCGAAGGGGUCGUCGCUAAACGGAAUGGAGGUGCCAUACAAAUAGGCUGCUGUUGCAGGACAUCAACAGGAUAACAUUCAAGGCAUAAAAUCGGGAAAAGCAAAAACUGAUGGACAACAAAGGGAGCAAGUAGUCUCUGCACCGAAGUGCCGAGCAAACAGUCAGACAGGCAAAUUAUGG
Messenger RNA from Drosophila elegans, 3127 nucleotides. RefSeq names its product DNA repair endonuclease XPF (gene mei-9). Bases 51 to 2966 code for a protein of 971 amino acids. Gene Ontology annotation, molecular function: single-stranded DNA endonuclease activity; damaged DNA binding; single-stranded DNA binding. Gene Ontology annotation, biological process: resolution of meiotic recombination intermediates; nucleotide-excision repair involved in interstrand cross-link repair; double-strand break repair via homologous recombination. The transcript has 7 exons. The record is from RefSeq and is a predicted model, not a curated record. Lineage: Eukaryota; Metazoa; Arthropoda; Insecta; Diptera; Drosophilidae. Gene Ontology annotation, cellular component: nucleotide-excision repair factor 1 complex.